CUCGAGAAAUCUGAAACGCCACGUGGUUUUAAGCUGGGCUGGGCUUCCUGCAUAGACAUCUGUGCUCACUCAUGCUGUAACCCCUUCACCGUUACAACCCUCUCUCUCUCUCUCUCUCUCUCGCUACCGAGAUAGGACACACAGUGAGAUACAUGUAAGAUAUUAGUGCAGCCGACUUACAUACACAUCGUGUCUAGCUAGCUGUGUUUAAUUUGCUACCAAUUCUCCGCAUUUCAUGAGAUUGGAGCGGCAGAGUUUUCUUCUCAAUGCGAGGGAUCAGAUUUUUUUAAGCGGAAUUGAGUUCCCUUGUUGCCUUCAUGCGUAUAUGCGCAGGCGCAGCUGCUGUGGGGAGAGAGAGAAAGCUGUACAUUUCUACUUGAUCCUGCAACUACGAGUUUCUUGGUCAAAUUUCCGUUGCUAAAGGUAUGCUUAGCUCCUAAUUGUUUACAUGUUGUUAGGAUUAGCUCACAAGUAGAUGGUGAGGUGGCUAUCCAGUAUUUUAUCAAUUACGUUCGUAAAUCUCAAUUAAAAAAAAGCUUUUAUUUGAAAUCGAUUUUAGUUCUGCAGCUUUUAUCUAUCUGCUGCAAUGUGCAGUUAGUGAAGCACAGUCUGGACACCAGUAUUCUUCGAUGUGGUUAUUUUAGAAUUAUCAAAUCAUAAUCUUUUGCAUUUUACUGCAUAUAUGCUCUAUCAAUCGUAAUUUACAACAAGAUAAUGCUAGCCUUGAAAUUCGGAAUAUCAGCAAUGGAACAGGAGAAACAGGGGCACGCGCUCGCGCGUGAGGGUAAUUCUCAUUUGGAAUUUAGUUGCUCUUCUAUAAAUUCUUGAAAAUCCCGAUUUUUUUGAAUGAUGUAAAAGAAAAAUUGUCAGCUUGGAACUUGGCUUCAUUGAUUAUAAGGCGAGGUUAUGAUUCGGAUUAUUUCAUUUCUCUGUUUUCUCUACAUUAUUAAUUUUUGAUGUGUUAUAAUAAAAUUUUAAAUUCUACCGACAAGUGUGGUCAAGAGAAAACAAUACUACAUGUCUUUUUCAUGCGCCUCAUCAUUCAAAAAAUUAAAACUAAAUAAAUAUGUGUACUGUAACUAGUGGACUCACAUCCUUUCUGAAUAUGUCUUGGAAGCAAAGUCUUUCCUAACCGUUGGCAUAUAUCUGCUUUGGACCAUUCAUAGAAUGUAAAUUUAUUGGCAUUUUUUUUCUCAAUCAUAGACGUGUUAUUUAUUCUUUCUUUACUUAGAAUCCAUUAUUACCUUAUCUAAACCAGGGUCAAAUGAGAUAUAUUAGUGUAGAUGCUGAUGUUAAUACACUGUAUUUUUUCCCCCCUUAAUUUUGUCCAGUAUGAUUGCUGAGGGGUCUCUGUCAGUUCGAGAAGUAGUUGCUUUCACCGAGUUUGGUUGAUGAGCCAAAUUAUACUCAUGUACAAUAUCUUUUUUUCGAACCAUGAUUUUCUUCUAGCCAAAUCCAUGUCUUUUUCUUGCAUAUUUUUUUUUCAUUUAAUUGUUAGUUGAGAUGUCUUUCUAUAUAUGAACAAUCUUGGAUAAAAUACUCCGCUGGUCUGCCCUUGGCUUUCACCUCGUCUUAUCAUGCGUGAAGUCUGAAAUAUUAAGUGACGUUCAGCAAGAACAAGUUCAAGGUUUGUGGCUUAAAGAGAUGAACAAAUGAAUGUACAUCAAACACAAUCUAGCUCUGGUUGAGAGUUUACAAAAUGCAAUUUUGUUAUUAGUGCUGAAUUCAUGGGGCGUCGGGUAGAAAUCACACUUCUUUGUUUCAUUACCGUGGUCUGGUUUCAGCAGACUCUUUCUGAUGGGCCAGCAACAAGUUCUGACACGGACAAGUGGACAUGCACUUGUUCUAUUGCGCGUGAACAAACCUUGACUUUUGCCCUGGCAAACUGCUCUUCUUCCUGUGAUUGUAACCCUGCUGCAGGAGGAUCAGAUGAAAAUAGAUGGACUUGCAUUUGCAAUGCUGGUGGGCUACCUAGGUUAGUAGGUGAAGAAAAUGGCAGUAGCUGUUUUACAGCGUGCAAUUGUAAUGCUGGGACUUUAUCCGAGUUGGAACCUUCGAAGAAACGCAUUCCAGUCAAAGUUGUUUUCAUAGUUCUCUUACUCUGUCUCGUCCUGACAGCCAUUGGAUUGGCUGCUAUAAUGUUAUGGCAUGUCUAUCGGAAGGACAAGCAUCCAGUUCAAUGGGCUUCAUCUUCAUCAGAUAGACUAACAAGUUGUAGUAGUGCUGUAAACUUGAUGAGCCAUGGUUCUUCUCCUAUGCCAGUAUACAAAGGAUAUCUAGAUUCUUCUGCCAAACCUUUUAUGGGGUGCAUUCCCCAGAAUCCAUUCCUGUUGAGAAGGGGAACAAAAGCACUGCAUGGAACGAUAAUACAGUUUUCAUAUUCUGAGCUGGAAAACGCAACAGACAAAUUUUCUGAUACUAAUUUGGUCGGAGUUGGAGGAUGCAGCCACGUCUACCGUGGUAAUCUCAGAGAUGGUAGAACGGUUGCAGUCAAGAAAAUGAAAAGACAAGGUGGCCCGGACGCAGAGCAUGUUUUCCUGGCUGAGAUACAACUGAUUGCAAGACUUCACCACUGUCAUGUGGUUCCUUUGCUUGGAUACUGCUUGGAACACCAAGGGAAGAAUGCUGAGAGACUACUGGUAUUUGAGUACAUUCCCAAUGGUAAUCUCAGGGAAUGUCUCGAUGGGGAACUAGGCCAAUGUUUGGGUUGGAAUACUCGAGUUUCAAUAGCUCUUGGAGCUGCACGAGGUUUGGAGUAUCUCCAUGAUGCUGCUGCACCUAGAAUAUUGCACAGAGAUGUCAAAUCCACCAACAUUCUCUUAGACGAAAGAUGGAAAGCCAAGAUUACUGAUCUUGGCAUGGCUAAACACCUUCAGAAUGAUGGCAUUCUCAGCUGUUCCAGUUCUCCAGAUAGAAUGCAAGGGACCUUUGGUUACUUUGCACCAGAGUAUGCAAUUGUUGGACGAGCUUCUUUGAAGUCUGAUGUUUUCAGCUUUGGCGUAGUUCUUCUUGAACUCAUCACUGGUCGAAAGCCCAUCCACAAGUCAUCCAACAAAGGGGCAGAAAGUCUCGUGAUAUGGGCAACAGCUCGUCUGCAUGACAGUAAGCGAGUGAUAGAAGAAUUGCCAGACCCGCGUCUCCAAGGCAAGUUUGAAGAAGAAGAGAUGCAGGUAAUGGCCUACUUAGCAAAGGAGUGCCUGCUGUUGGAUCCUGAUUCUCGACCAACAAUGAGUGAAGUGGUCCAGAUUCUUUCGACUAUCGCUCCAGACAGAUCUAAACGGAAUAAUCUGCCACUACGUGCAUUCCAGUGUGGAAUGAAGAGUGAGAAUCCAGAGAUGAGUGAUGGAGAUCUUCAUGACGCCUCCUCCUCCUCGACAGAAGAGAUCAAGCAAAUCACUUCUGAGAUCAUCAAGAAUGAGAAGGAGGAAGAUGAUUCGCCAUCCGACGUGGAGAAGCUCAUGCUCCUCACUUCAAAGAGACGAAGCUCGCGGGGCCUCCAAGACGACGAAGUGGUGGAUUUAACGGAGCCACGGUUGGAGUCAUUCUGCCUGCCAAACUUUGAGUCCCAUGUUGUCAAGAUUUCAUACGCAGGUACAUAAAACUCUAUACACAUUUGCAGCUGCUUCAAACGUGCCUAGAAAGCGUGUUUACAGCGCCAACAGGAAAAAAUAAAUUAAAAAGACAAAAAAGUAAAGUGUUGCAUCUGAAAAGAACCAAAAGAUGGAAUGAGCAUUACAUUUUGUAUGAUGGCUCUCAUUGUAUUUUUUUUAUUCUUGAUUUUGAGUUGUAAAAAAUGCGCUAGGAUUGGGUUUGUUUAGUGUCGAGGAGGUUAAAGGAUGGGUGGAAGUGGAAGCAGGAGCUCAUCAAAUGCUCUUUUAUUGGUUUAGGUUGGUAGUAUAUUCAACACUCAUUCUAGUAAUUUUUCACUUAUUUCGUGUAUAUUGCUGUACCACUAUAUUUAAAUUAGUAAUUUAAAAUCAUGGAAUUUGUUUUGGUACAA
Salvia miltiorrhiza (redroot sage) is the source of this 4000-nucleotide messenger RNA. RefSeq names its product receptor-like serine/threonine-protein kinase NCRK. NCBI's taxonomy places the organism in Eukaryota, Viridiplantae, Streptophyta, Magnoliopsida, Lamiales, Lamiaceae. The record is from RefSeq and is a predicted model, not a curated record. The transcript is spliced from 11 exons. Gene Ontology annotation, molecular function: ATP binding; protein kinase activity. Bases 1728 to 3599 code for a protein of 623 amino acids. Gene Ontology annotation, biological process: protein phosphorylation.